Messenger RNA from Rotaria sp. Silwood1, 276 nucleotides. The record is from the annotation of a GenBank genome assembly. Lineage: Eukaryota; Metazoa; Rotifera; Eurotatoria; Philodinida; Philodinidae.
AUGUCAUUUAUAAUUCCAAAUAAUACUAAUACUAAUAAUACGAUAAAUAAUUCUAGUCAACAACAACAAAUUGUUUCAUCAUCAAAUAUAUUUUCAUCAACACCAACAAGUGGAAUGACAACAUCAAUUAAUUUAAAUGUUAUAAAUACACAAACAAAUUCAACAUCAAAUAUAUCAAUAUCAUCUGGACAAACAACAUCACAACAACAACAACAACGUUUAACAUUUCCUCAACGAACAACAUCAUCAACACCAUCAUCAUUAUCACAAUCUUAA